AUGAAUGAGGAGGUUGCCCGUACUGUUCGAUGCCCGAACCUUCCAACCCACAUCAACGCUGGUCCUCAUGACAUUGCAUCGGCAUUCAAAAAGUUCCUCGGAGUUCUGCCUGGAGGUAUCCUCGGAUCACUAGGGUUGUUUGACGCACUCGUCGCCAUCCACAGUCAGUCCCGUGCUGAGCCCGAGUUCAUCAGAACGAGGCAAACCAAGAUACGAGGUCGAAUGAUCGCACUGGCCAUUGGAACUCUUCAGUCACAAUUCCAUCGUGAGCUUCUCUGUGCCGUCUUUGGUCUGCUCUCUCUCGUAGGCCGUCAAGCGGAGAUCGCGCCCCACGAGGACGGUCUGGGCCAUCCUCUUCCAACAUCUGACCUCAUGGGUUACAGCGCCCUUGGUAUCAUAUUUGGACCCCUACUUAUUGGCGACCUACUCGAUACGUACAACAUGAGAGUUGCUUACCCAUCCUCAGGGCUUCUCUUGUUUCCUACGACCCCAGCAAAACUCAAGAAAGAAAGGUUGCGCAGCAAGACUAUGGUUUCGGAGCAUUGUCCCACAAUUGACAAGAUACUGAUCGCCAACGAGAUUGCUGAGAUGAUCAUCACUCACUGGCGAGACGUCGUCAGAAAUUUACGAAGCCUCUCUGUUUUGGCCGGCAAAGGGAGGAGCAAAGAAAAUUCCAAUGGAAAUUUGGCGAGUGGGAGAGGUUUCUUGAGAAGCUCAGUUUCAGAGCCAUUCAAGCUUAAACAGCCUCCUGGCUGGGAAGGCCAUAGUCCUGAUGUGCCAGGGGCCGGUCGUACUGGAUCACCAACGCUCGAUACACCCACACCGGCUCAAAGGCGUGGAGGGUUGACGAGUCAAAGUAUUUCCAGCAGCACAGCCGACAUUCUGUCCAUUCGACGGACCCGACCAAAUUCGUCUUACUCUAAUUCGAUCACUAGAAUUCCUCCCAAAAGUUCACUCAACCCUCUUUCGCCAACAGCGGAGGAGAGUGCUUCUGACUAUGGCGCGCCGAAAUGGCUGCCAGAGUCAACCUCACCACAACAUCCCCCAGACACACAAGACCCAAUAUGUGCAAUGCCAAACACAAAGCAGCCGUUUCCAUCGAACUUGGCAAAGAUGAUGACAGCCGCGAAGCUCAGCCCUGCCGGAAAGACGAAAUCAUCUGCAAAUGGCACACCCCGGCAAUCAGUCGAAGUGCCUCGAAACAGCUGCACGUCUGGGAAUAAUCGUGCUACGCCUGCAACUCAGCCGAUGACCACGCCAGCUGCGAAAUCAUGCAGUUCGCAAGAUGCGACCAAACCUCGAUCAUCUACAAGAGCCAGUCCGUCGCUUCAGACCCUUCAAUCUCGGAUACUCUGUCAAUCAACGGGGAGCGAAGGAGGCGACGAGUCAGAAAACAUUCCCCGUUCGCGACGUUCACCGGUACGUCCCCCCUUUGAAGCUAGCAAGAAGAGCGGUCUUCGGCAAUCGGAUUCAGGACUUGUGUCCUCACGUAUCCGCUGUUUCAUGAAGACGGACCAGGAAGGCUGGCCGGAGCAAGGAAUAGUAGGACCGAUUCCCAGUCGUGGACAAGGAUAUUCAUCCGAGGAGAGCAAAAUCACGGCACGGCAGGUCGCAAGCCCAGCCGUCGGACAGAGUGAGCACCAAAGUAUCCAGAAAAGAACCACUUUCCCGAAGCGUCAACCUGUUGCAGGCAGCUCCGACGUGGGGAAUUCGAGCCUGUCAGACUGGCGAGUCAUCAUGAAAGCCGACAUGGAGGUCGAGUCACGCUCACUUGACCAGCGGAACACCAGCGGGGCUGGAUCCAACCAAACGGUCCGCAUUAACAGCAAUAUGCACGACGAGCGCAUGUCUGAGAGAGAGAAAGAGCGGGAGAAUUCUAUCCAGAUUACGCCAAAAGAGUUUUUCAAGGAGUUUGACGUUGCUAUGAAGGAGCCAGUUCACACCGAUGCUUCAAGAACAGAUUCGCUGGAAGCACAGUAG
Messenger RNA from Verticillium alfalfae VaMs.102, 1980 nucleotides. RefSeq lists its product as hypothetical. Lineage: Eukaryota; Fungi; Ascomycota; Sordariomycetes; Glomerellales; Plectosphaerellaceae. The transcript is spliced from 3 exons. The coding region runs from base 1 to 1980 and encodes 659 amino acids. The record is from RefSeq and is a predicted model, not a curated record.